Molecule: messenger RNA, 6531 nt
Organism: Vespula vulgaris
Lineage: Eukaryota; Metazoa; Arthropoda; Insecta; Hymenoptera; Vespidae
Gene: Mekk1
Product: mitogen-activated protein kinase kinase kinase 4
Exons: 18
Coding region: 66-4118 (1350 amino acids)
Biological process (GO): MAPK cascade; protein phosphorylation
Molecular function (GO): protein kinase activity; ATP binding
Source: RefSeq, a predicted model, not a curated record
AGACGUCUAGGUAGACGUCGACCCCGUCGAGUUAGUUGGUUGUCAACGCUGUUUUCUAUCGAACAAUGUUUUUUAAUUCAACGAGAGAAAAAAAUGUCGAGGAAUUGUUCAGUUCCGAUUAUUCCGAUGACGAAGGCAACGACGUCAGAAAAAAAGAUUUGUACAGUCCAACAACCGAAUACGAAGAAUCGAUACAGGCUAUGUGUGAUAUUUAUGGACAAACUCCACCCAGAACACGUCUCAGUCGUAAGAAAAGACACAUGAAACAAAAACUGGCAGAAGGGGAGACAAAACUUGCGGAGAAGGAAUAUCGGCCAAAAGUUGGUAUUAGAAGAAGAAAUACUUUGGAUACAAUUAUUUUCAAUGUAAUGUGUGACGAGGCAGAUAAAUGUCGUGAAAAUGAAGCGAAGGAAGAAGUUGUGAAGGAAGGCAAUAGAAAAUCUAAAAGGAGUUUGAAGCUUUUGCGUGGAAAUGAAAGAGAUUUGAAACUUGAUGUUGAAGCAGCUCUUAAUUAUGCCGAAAAAUCAGAACGUUUGAUGCCAUACACACCAAAUAAUAUGAAAAUCGAAACGAAAAAUAGAUUUCGUAGUUUGCGAUCAAAACCGAUCGACGUAGAGGAGAAAAAGCAGGAAACAAAAGCCAAGCAUUUAACUGUUUUGUCGACCGAAAAAGAAAUCGUAUCGCAAUCGCCAAUGGCACAGAGUUAUUCAGAGCGACAGAUUUUUCAUGAUACAUUUUCCUUUCUUAUUAAAUUGGGAAGUACAGAACGUAAUUGUCGUAGGCAAAUGAGUCAUGAAGAAACUCGAUGGCAAAAUGAGUUGAAAGAUUUGAUCUGGUUGGAGUUACAAGCGCAUCAUGCUGAUCGUAGUCCAAUGGCUCAAGACGAAUAUCUGUGCAAACAACGGGAAGCAGUAGGCUCGUUACUUAAGGAAAUAAUAGAAUAUAGGUAUAAUCAAACUGUAAAUCAGACAACUUCGCCCUAUUCAAAUGAUUGCAACGAACAGAGUGUAAAUUCGGGCUCAGGAUCAGGAGUAGAGCAUACUUUAUGCUCGGGUUGUCUUUCUAUGUAUUGUCGAGCAUGCGUACGCGCGCAGGGAGAGGCCUUGAGACAAGUAGAAGGAUUGUUGGCUCGAUUAGAGGCUGCAGAAGCUUUAUAUCCAUCAUCACAGGCAUUUGCUGCUCAUUAUCCCUUAUAUAAGAGUCCAGAAUUUACUGGAAGAGUUAAAGCUAUGUGCCUGUGGUAUAAUAUGACUAAACAUCAUAGAUUAAAAUUACAGAUUUUAGGAAAAUUAUUGAUGAUGCUUCAUACUAAGAAAAAGCAAGAUGAAACGUCCGAUUCUGGCAUAAGUUCUCGAGCUUCGGAUAUGGCAGAUGGCUCGGAACCUCGACGAGCCAUGAUUCGUUUUGAAUUAUCUCAACAAGAUGAAGUUUCAAAUCCAUCUGACAGUAACAAUAGUAAUAAUUCGUCUCUUGGUGGCAUGUCCUUGGCACAGUCGUGGCCAUCUACUCCAGAAUCUUCGUUCUCAUACAUAGACGAUGAAAGACUCGACCGUCUUGAUUUUUAUUUAGUAGAAUUCGAUCGUCUGGCUUACAGAAAAUACAUAGAGGAUGUACUCAAGACUAGAGGACUGAGGAAGAGUCUUAAUUUCCUGGAAAGACUACAUAUUUCGGUACUUAGAAAAGCAAGACUCACUUUAGAGAAAAAUGAUGAGAACGAUAAUGAUAAUGUUACCGAGGAAUACGAUGGUGAUAAAGAAUUAAAGAGGUACGGCGUAUGGAGUGCAGAAGCCAAAGAAUUAAAUCUUCCAUCUUAUAGGGCUGCGUUUCUAUUCUUGUCUCGUGUUCCAUUAGACGUGGUGCACGAAUUUCUGAGAAUGAGAUUAGAACAAAAGCCAGAACAACCAAGUCCACUGUCAGUGCGUCAAUUAAUGCGCGAACUUCGAGAGGGACUUAGAAUUGCCUGUAUACAUCGAGAUAGAUUUUCUGCUCAUUCUUGCGCCGCCAUAGCCAGUGAUCCCUUCGCAUGUAAUACUCUUUUCGAGGCUGACGUGAAGGAAUUCGACGAGAGCUUGAAAGCCGUCUUCGAAGUUUAUUUAGAUUAUUUGCAACAAUGGGUAGACAUGGUCCAGCAUGAUAGCUUUCAUAAAAAUUUAAUAAUGGAUGAAUGGACCUUCGUUAAAUCUAUCGCUGGCGAUAUUAUUGAUGGAUAUAAAAUAGCUGGAGUUAAAUUUUGUGAAAUUGCCAGGACAAUGAUUAUACAAGUUAAAGAAUUUCUCGUGGAGCGACCUAAGGAGAUCAAGGAAUGCAUGGAUGACAGAGAAGAAGAUGGUGAAUGGUCAGGCAAAUUUCAUCUGAUGUAUGUGGGACGCGAAUGGCAAGGAAUGUUCGUGGAAGCUCGGGAAAAGGUUGUCAAGAGUGUUACCUUGGCUAAAUGUUUAAAGCGUGACAUAGAAAAAUGGUCAGCACUUAAUAACGAGUUAGAAGAAUCUUUGAUAGCGUUGAAGGAAAUAGUUAUGGAUCUGAGGCACCGUAUAACGAUAGUGAUCGAAGAGUUUCAAAACGAUCUUAAUCAAGCAGAAGAACCCAAAACUGAAUCCGAUCGUACAGCAAUGCGUUCUCGAAUCAGGGAAAUACUUCAUCAGGCCUAUAGAAUGGGAUUCGAUUAUCACAAAGAGAUGUGCAACUUUUUUUUGUCAGAAGAGAAAGCUGUUCUAGCGCGUGGCCUAGUAUCCUUCGCCCUUCUUUGGAUGGAAUUUGUAAGAGUCAGAUGUGAACGUGGAAGAGGCUUGAGACCUAGAUGGGCAAAUCAAGGCCUAGAAUUUUUGAUACUAGUUUGCGAGCCUCAUUACACCAAACAUUUGACUAACGUGGAAUUCGAGGAAUUAAAAACCUCGAUGGAUCGUUGUAUUUCCCAUGUCAUUGGAACAGCGUCCGUAUCACCUACGGAAAUAGAUACUUUGAAAAGAUUACCUCGAUCAAGAGCAUCUUCUCCGUCUCAUUCUCGUAGCAGAACAGCAAGUAUAAGUACCUUACAGAAGACCCGAGAUAUUCUAAAAUCGCCUGAACUUUUAUUGAAUACAAGAAAAUCAGUUUCACCAAAUUUAGUCGAUGGUGGCCUUUCAGUAAACUCGAAUAUGUCUAGACAAGAUAGAAUAAUCAAAGCUAUAAGAAAAGUAGAUCAUAAUAUCGACGAGAGAUUGAAAAAUCAUGAACUCAUUGGUCAAGUAACGGACAUGAGGGCUGUUGACAGAGUUCGUAUAAAAGCUAGACGAGUGACGUUCACUUGGCAAAGAGGAAUUAAAAUAGGUCAGGGAAGAUUUGGAAAAGUGUAUACCAUAGUAAAUAAUCAAACUGGUGAAUUAUUAGCAAUGAAAGAGGUUCAAUUGCAACCUGGUGAUCACAGAGCGAUUAGAAGAAUAGCAGAAGAACUUCAGAUCUUUGAAGGCAUACAACAUAAUCAUCUAGUCCGUUAUUAUGGCUUAGAAAUCCAUCGUGAAGAGAUGUUAAUAUUUAUGGAAUUUUGUGCAGAAGGAACGUUGGAAAGUUUAGUAGCCGGAAGUGGAAAUGGUUUACCCGAAUCUUUAGUUAGAAAGUACACUCAUCAACUUCUUUUAGCCGUAGUAGCUUUACAUUCCCAUGGUAUUGUUCAUCGUGAUAUUAAAACUGCAAAUAUUUUUUUGACAAAUGAGGGCAAUUGUUUAAAACUUGGAGAUUUUGGUAGCGCAGUGCAAAUAAAAGCACAUACUACAAUGCCUGGAGAACUUCAAGGAUUCGUUGGCACUCAAGCUUAUAUGGCACCAGAAGUAUUUAUGAAGACUGAAAGCAUUGGACAUGGUAGAGCAGUAGAUAUAUGGUCUGUUGGUUGUUGUAUCGUUGAAAUGGCCAGUGGACGGAGACCAUGGUCGGAAUAUGACUCCAAUUAUCAAAUUAUGUUUAAGGUUGGCAUGGGUGAAACUCCUGCGAUACCGAAGACUCUAUCUUUAGAGGGUAUAGAUUUAAUCAAAAAAUGUUUGCAACAUGAUCCAAAAAAAAGAUAUACCGCUAAUACUCUUUUAACGCUUCCUUUCGCACAAACGUACGAGGACGUUAAUGCUGAUUUAAAUGUUACACGUUUUUGAUCCUAAUUUUAAAGAUAUAUAUCUAUAUGUAUAUAUACACAUACAUAUAUAUCGAUUGCCAUUUAUAGUUAAAAAUGAUGUAGUUUAAAUAUGUUGGAAAAAAAAUGUUUUAUAUAUAUAGAAAGGAAGCAAGCUGUCGUCCACUCGGAUUAUAUUUUUUAAUCGAAGGUUCCUUCCUUAUCGACGUGAUAUACUACUAUAAAAAAUGAUUUCUUCGGAAAUAUUGAUAAUAUAUUUUUAACAAUCCUAACAGAGAUCUUAGAAGAAGAUGAUCUAUAUUUUAUAUAAUCAAAUGAAAAUUUAUUAGAUAUCUCAGGAUAAAAACAAAAUCGAACAAGUACGAGUGUGAUGAUAGACGAGUUAGAAUAAUAGUUGGACUAAUUAUUGUCACAUUCCAUAUAUCAUAGAUGUGAAUAAAGCUAAAAUGAAAUUUAAUGUGGAUAAGAAAAAAGAGGAGAUUCUAAAUGAAUCAACUCUAUUCACAAAAAGACCAUACUUCUGUUAUGUGGUGUUGUACAAUUGCACUAGUAUGGAAUUUUAGAGAUGUAUACUAUACAUCUAAUGUUAGAGAUAUAUAUAUAUAUAUAUAUAUUUGUAUACGUAUAUAUGUAUCAUUUUCAUAAUGUAGAACACCAUAUUUAAUAGAUAAUGUGUUGUUAUUCGAGGUAUGUACGCACUAUAUUUGUGAAAUAUAUCGCGUUAGAGAACAAAAAUAUUUAAUCAUCAAUCAAUUAUCAUAAUCAAAUAAUCCAUCAAUCAAUUAGUUUAUUGAUAGCACAAGAGGAAAACAUACACUUAAUGCGAGACACAUACACAUAUGUAUUACUUAAUAAAUUUCUUAUGCAGAGGUAUGCUGUGUAUAUUUUCUGCGUUAACAGAAAAAGUCGAUCGUAUUUUUAUAACUCGUUUAAAACACUAAGAGAUCGUAGAUGUUUUAUGUGCUAGAGUAUCCAUGCUGUGUCUGUCUAUGUCCUGUGUGUUUGUGUGUGUGUUUCGUACAUCCAUCAAUAAUCCACCAAUCAAUAAAAUAAUAGAUUUAUAAGUAUACAUACAACGAUAUAUUAUUUUUAUAAUUUCAUUUAAAGAUUAUAUUAUUUAGACGGUUAAACAUUGAUAAACAUUCACGAUAAUGUUUCUUUUUUUUUUUCGUACGCACUUAUAGAAACUAUUACAUAUUUCUUAAUGAUAAACACGUAAACAUUUUUAUCUAAUCGAGAUUUUCCCCUCAGUUACGUGUUGAUAUUCGAUUAGUUUUAUAAUUUAACUAUUCUGAGGGAAAAGAACACUCGAAGAUCAUCACUACGUUUGGCAUUCGCCUGAUAUGCGUGUGAUAUUCUUGGUCGCAGAUAUGCGAUCACAAUAGUUUCUUACGAUAUGUUAAUAAUAAGAUAUAUAUGCGUAUAUAUCUAUAGUAAAGAAAAAAGUAUUCGUACAGAAGGAAUGCAUUUCCAGGAAUGUGUUACUGUUGUACGAAUACUUUUUAUCUUCAUUUUAUAUUUAUAAUAUAUAUACUAACAACAUUGCAUUCUUUCCCUUAUAACUAAUAGAUAUUUUCUUUUUUCUUUUUGUUUCUUUUUCGAUUUUUUUGUUGUUUUUUGCGAUCUCAAUCGCAAAAACAGAAUUCUUUUUUUUUUUAUAUACUGUAUAGAAACAUGUAUAUAUACUUAAUAAAUAGCAACACAUAACAUUAAUACGCAUACAUGUAUGUGUAUAUGUGUACUUGAUCAUUAAUAAGUGUAUAAUAUAUGAUAUAAUCUAUUCUUAUUUUUUCAUGUAAUCAACAAUAUUGAGAAGAGACUCCGUUGGGUAUUUUUGUAAACUUUCCACGCAAAAUCUUCAGUUUUUUUAUUUAAAUAAGUAAUCAAAAACGCGAAAGCGCUAAAUUUUGAUGUGUGUUUUUUCUUUAAACUCUGAAUAUAUCAAAACUCGUUUGAGAGAUUAAAAUAAUAUUAUAACGAAAUCAUUUUCCUCGCGACAACAUAUAUAUAUAUAUAUAAAUAUAGAUUAAAACAAAAAUUGAACUAGAUGUAAUAUGUAUAUCAGCGACGAACAAUCGCAUAUUGAAUUUAUGAAAUUUUGUCCAUUAUUUUUUCAUUUUUUCUUUUUUAAAUUCAAACGAAAUUCAUUCUUCUAAAAUAUAUAUAUAAUAUUGACGAAUUUUAUUUUUCAUUGCUUGGUUUCUUCUCAUCAUUGUGUGUGUGUGCUUAUUUUUAUAUAUGUAUGUCUAAUCAUAUAUGUGUAUAUAUGUAUGUAUACGUAAAAAUACAAAUUAUUAAAACUUAUAAUCAAUAGGAUAAAAAGAACCGAGCAUGCGUAAAAAAAUGUGCGAGUUUAAUAUAUUGACUCGACUAUGAUCGUGUUUUUUGUUUUGUUUUUUUUUUUCCCUUAUUAACUCUAGCUAAUUAGAAUCUCG